AUGGAUAAAUCAGAAGGUACCAGGGCUUCUCGCGAUCAAGAGACGCCGAAGGCCACAGAUAGCAUCGCAAUGCGUCGAGACAGCCUGGCUUCCCAUGAUUCCCGCACGGUUACCUCAGAAGAGUCACACACGGCAAAAGAGUUUAUUGAGAAUCAACUACAACUCGAAGCCGACGCGCGCGAAGUCCUUCCAUAUUCCUUCGACUCGUGCUCGCAAGUCCUAGGUCCCCUCCGACAAAGCCUCUUUGCCUGCAUUACCUGCAACCCGGCUACAAACCCCGACGAGUCGUAUACCCCCGCCGGCGUCUGCUAUUCUUGCUCCAUCUCCUGUCAUGGCGAGCAUACCCUAGUCGAGCUCUUCGGCAAGAGAGACUUUGUCUGUGAUUGCGGAACCACGCGCCUUCCUCCAUCUGCUCCCUGCACGCUCAGAUAUGACCCGAAGACUGGUCAAAAAGGCGUCCACUCUCAGGAGCCCGCGGCAAACAACAAAUACAAUCAGAACUUCCAAAACAAGUUCUGCGGAUGUAGUGAACCCUACGAUGCCGAGAAAGAGAAGGGGACUAUGUUCCAGUGCCUCGGCCUGGGUACCGUUGAGACUGGAGGCUGCGGGGAGGACUGGUGGCAUCCGGAGUGUAUCGUUGGUUUGCCCCGGGACUGGCAUAAUGCGGAACAGAAGGAGGGAGAGGAACAUAACGAGGACGAGGAACCGCCUUUGCCCCCGGGCUUCCCUGCAGAGGAUGACUUUGAGACCUUCCUUUGCUACAAGUGCAUUGAGUCGAAUCCUUGGCUGAAGCGCUACGCCGGGACUCCCGGUUUUCUGCCUCCCAUUCACCACCAGGGUGAUCAAUCCAAGGUUCCCGAGAACAGUGAUGCUGGCAAAGAAGACUCGAAUACAACGUCACAAGAGCACGAAGGCAAUGCAAAGAAGCGCAAACUCGAAGAUGAAGAGGACGAGCCAGCAGCAAAGAAGCCAAAGGCCGACCAAACCACUCCCGCAGACCCUGAGCCCAAGUCCGAACCCAAAUCCAAACAAUCCAAACCAGAACAACCACAACAAACCACCAACAAACACGACACCCUCCCCAAAACCGCACCCACCGGAACCUUCUCCCUGUUCCUGAAAGAAGACUUCCGCGACCACCUCUGCCGCUGCCCUGAGUGCUAUCCACACCUCUCCAUCCACCGCCAACUCCGCGAAGAAGAAGAAACCUAUGAACCCCCACUCUCAGAAGCCGGCGACGAAGAACCCAACGGUGGCGGAAGCACGGGUACCGGAUCCCUCCUCGACCGCGGCGAAGCAGCGUUCAGUAACAUGGACCGCGUUCGGGCUAUUGAAGGCGCUAUGGUCUACAAUCAUCUGCGCGAUAAGGUGAAGGAGUUCCUAAAGCCGUUUGCGGAGAGCGGGACAGCUGUUGGGGCGGAGGAUAUUAAGGAGUAUUUUGCAAAGUUGAGGGGUGAUGAUCCUGCUGCGGCGGCGUCUGGUGAUGGGAAGAGUAAUGAUAAUGAGAGUGGUAAUAGGCAUGAACAGAGUGGGUACUGA
Messenger RNA from Aspergillus chevalieri, 1539 nucleotides. Its product is annotated as putative metaphase-anaphase transition protein (Mlo2). The record is from RefSeq and is a predicted model, not a curated record. Gene Ontology annotation, cellular component: cytoplasm. The coding region runs from base 1 to 1539 and encodes 512 amino acids. The transcript has 4 exons. Gene Ontology annotation, molecular function: zinc ion binding; ubiquitin protein ligase activity. NCBI's taxonomy places the organism in Eukaryota, Fungi, Ascomycota, Eurotiomycetes, Eurotiales, Aspergillaceae.